UCUAUGUAUUUACAUUUACAUUUAGUCAUUUAGCAGACGCUCUUAUCCAGAGCGACUUAAAGUAAUUACAGGGACAUUCCCCCGAGGAAAGUAGGGUGAAGUUCCUUGCCCAAGGACACAACUUCAAUAGGCAUGGCCAGGAAUCAAACCGGCAACCUUCUGAUUAAUAGCCUGAUUCCCUAACCGCUCAGCCAUCUGACCACACACACAGAUCCAAUGGCCACAGUCCAGAUACAAAUCCAAAUAAAUUGCUGUAUGAUGAGGUUUUAUUUAGGAAAUCAUUCAAAUGCAUUUUACUAUAAAGAUGUGAGAUAUAGUUGUCUUUUUUGACAAAGUAGGUUCAGUGGUCAUGUACAUUUUACUGACUACAUUUAAAAAAAUAUAUAUAUAUAAAAAAAUAAAAUAAAUGUAAAAUGCAACCCCUAACCAUAGCAUGAUCUCAUUUAUAUGGAUUUAACAACUAUACCGCCAUGCAUUUGUUUUCCUUGAUAUGCUUAUCUGUCAGUGGCUUUUAAACUUCUUGAUUUUCUUUGAUUGCCAGUAAAUAAAGAAGUUAAAUAGAUGUUGACCAUGUUGCGGUUACAUUGCCCUUCCCUCACUGGUGUCGGUAUAAAUAGAGCCAUUGAAAACAGAGGACAGAGAAAGGGAAGGAAAAUGUUUCUUUUGUUCAGAGAGAUAAAGAGCCCUCACGCUUGCUUUACCACAACGUGUAAACACCUUGACAGAAAUAUUCUGCCUCUCCCCUCGCCUUUUCACUUUCUUUCUCAUGCACACAGACACAAACACACUGUCAUUCUCCAACUAGUUUGAGUCAAAUACAUACACAGAAAUGUUUUGUAUAAAUAUGGUUUGUUCAUUAUCAUCAUUAUAAUCACAAAUGGAACCCUAUAAGAUUUAGAGUUUAGAGAUUUCGCAUUUAGAGUAUAUACAUUAGAACAAAACAGAAUGAGCUAGUCGGCUAGAAGCAGUUGUUGAUAAUUUACGAUGGUCCCUUGACAGAAAAUUCACUGUGUGUAAUGUUCAAAUGGGAAAAAAGUAAGAAAAGGAGAAAGGCAAGGUUUUGUGGUCCCUUUCCUUCAAUCAGUCCAAGCUUUAUCAGUGUGCAGCACUUACAGGAAGAACAAACACACACACUCACAUACACACACACACUCACAUAUACACUGCUAGAAACAGUUUGCCAUUAAACCUGUUACUCAACAUUUUGCUUUAACAGUUAUUCCAUUUCUUUACACAUCAAUUUAUCAUUAAACUUUCUGAAAUCUGUGCAUCUUUAUUUAAUUGUGUUCAUGAUAUGAUCUACCUAUCUAUCUAUGACCCCCGUGGCAUUUACUAACACGUGAAAGGGGAACUUCAAGAGCCAGUCAGUUGAUAUUUAAAACUAUGUAGGCAGCAUGUAAUAAAAGAACUUCUCAAAAAGGCUAUGCUUAUUUGAUGAGGGAGGAGUUUGUAUGGUGGACAACAAACAUCUACGUAACAAUUGUCACAAUGAGACAUGAACCUUUCUAAUGGCUAAAGAUACACUAAAUACAACUUGUGCAUACUCUCAAAAACUGGGCAGGAAAAAUUGAAAAUAUAAAAUGGAAGAAAUAUGUCAUUUAUCUGACAUUAAAUAUGACAUAAAUCUGCCAUUUAUAGUUGCUGUCUUAAGUGUAGGCUAAGCAGAUACAUGCAAAUGUUAAGUAAUUUAAUUGAUAUGGAAAAUAAAGUAUCUCUGGAAAUCAACAGGCUCAGAUUUCAACCAUUGCUCAGUGCACAAGAUGACUAUCUACCAGAGAUGCAAAUAUGAAGACUGGUAAAUAAUAUUCCUGGAUGUGAGUUUUUUUCCUUUCAAAAAAUGUGAGAGAGGGAUGGUCUACCUAAUCUCUUCUUCCAAAAAGAGAAGUGUUACUCAACAUUGACUGUAGAGGUGACGUUGACACAUUUAAAACACCCAACCUUUAUCUGAUCCAAUUACCCUUAUCCAAUUGUUUGUCGAAACGGUGAAUAUUGGUGGGUUGCUCUAUAUAUACCUGUCCAGGUACUGCACACCUGCACCAAACAACGCCCAUUCUCAGGUGCAAGUGCAUCAAAUCCAAAGCCGGUCAGCAAAAGCCUUCACAGGCAUUGUGAUGCAUAAGAUGAGCUCUUUGGACAAUGACAUCAACCAACACUUCCAGGAUGCAAUUGAUGUGAUUCAAAGGCACUCCAGUAAUCCAUAUGAUGAUCCAGAGUUUAAGUACUACGAGGCGUCGCAGUCUCCUAUGCAGAGCAUCACCGGAUACCCAAUCACACAUUCCUCUGACUUACAUUAUGACUGGUAUGAGACAACUUAUCACAUGGAUGUGAACCAUCUGACUCACGUAGUCCCCGAUGUUUCGCUGAGUCCCUCUGUGAUGGGAGAGUCUGCACAGAUGUACUCCAUCUUGCCCCCACUGAGAACUGGGAAAGGUCGUAAAAAGCUCCGUCUUUAUGAAUACCUACAUGAAGCACUUCAUGACACCAACAUGGUGGACUCCAUCCAGUGGACCGAUCAUGGCAGUGGAACCUUCCACUUCAUCUCCAAGAACAAGGAGAAGCUAGCAGAGUGCUGGGGACAGCGCAAGGGCAACCGCAAGACUAUGACCUAUCAGAAGAUGGCACGGGCACUACGCAACUAUAGUCGCACUGGCGAGAUCGUGAAAGUGCGGCGCAAACUCACUUACCAGUUCAAUCCUAUGAUCCUCCAAAGGCUUGGAAACACACACACCUCUGGACAUCCCUCUGGGCACCUUGGACGAGACAUGCACCUCCAUCACCACCACCACCACCAGCAGCAACAUGCCCCACUUGAGCAGGGCUACUAUCCCGGUUCUGUAGCACCUGAGUGGCCCAGCGGGUACGGACACUUCCCCCACCAGGCAGACUGUGAUCUCGGCACUGGCUUCUUGUCACCCAGUGUCACCAAGGUGUAAACCUCAAGCACUGUGGAGACAAAAACAUUUGAGACACUUUGUAAACAACAAUUUGAGCUUUUUAUGGGUGCCUAAUGUUGGCUUGCUCACCCUGAGUAAUUGUCUUGGAAGUCAUGGUAAUGCAAAUGAUUUACUGUGACAUGUUUAACAUCCAGUCCACUCAUACUUACCUUCAUCUAGAAGAGUUGUGGACUAGUCAUAAGCAAUGUGUGUAGAUACAGUAAAAAGCAAAAUGUUU
Molecule: messenger RNA, 3171 nt
Organism: Osmerus eperlanus (European smelt)
Lineage: Eukaryota; Metazoa; Chordata; Actinopteri; Osmeriformes; Osmeridae
Gene: spic
Product: Spi-C transcription factor (Spi-1/PU.1 related)
Exons: 5
Coding region: 2112-2933 (273 amino acids)
Biological process (GO): regulation of transcription by RNA polymerase II; cell differentiation
Cellular component (GO): nucleus
Molecular function (GO): DNA-binding transcription factor activity, RNA polymerase II-specific; sequence-specific DNA binding
Source: RefSeq, a predicted model, not a curated record